This is a messenger RNA of Cynara cardunculus var. scolymus (artichoke), 1809 nucleotides long. RefSeq names its product probable inactive receptor kinase At2g26730. The coding region runs from base 1 to 1809 and encodes 602 amino acids. Gene Ontology annotation, biological process: protein phosphorylation. Lineage: Eukaryota; Viridiplantae; Streptophyta; Magnoliopsida; Asterales; Asteraceae. The transcript has 2 exons. The record is from RefSeq and is a predicted model, not a curated record. Gene Ontology annotation, molecular function: protein kinase activity; ATP binding; protein binding.
AUGGGUCGAAUUCGAUCCCUUUUCUGGGGUGGGUUUGUUUUCUUUCUUCUUUUUUCAGUAGGCAAGACAGAAAAAGAAGAUGUAAUAGAUGCAUUAGUCACUUUCAUGGAGAACCUUGAUCCUAAGGACAUGCAAAACACCACGAAUUGGGGAUGGAAUAGAUCGUCAGAUCCUUGUACCACUAAAUGGCAAGGGGUUACAUGUGACACAGGCAACCAAACCGUGCAGAAGAUCGUUCUUGAGCAGCUGAAUCUAUCAGGAACCCUUGAUUUUGAAUCCGUUUGCGAAGAAACUUCCCUUCUUUCACUGAGCCUGAAAUACAACAAUCUUAGUGGAAGCUUGCCGCCGGAGAUAUCAAACUGCAAAAGGCUGAGGCACUUGUACCUAAGUGGGAAUCGCUUUUCAGGUAAUCUUCCCGAUUCUCUUACGGAUUUGGCCAAUUUGAAAAGGAUUGAUAUAUCCAACAAUGAGUUCAGUGGUAAGUUGCCAGAUAUGUCAAGAAUCACAGGCUUAUUAAGCUUUUUCGCCCAGAACAAUCAUUUUACUGGGCAGCUACCAAACUUCAAUUAUCGCCAACUUGAAGAUUUUGAUGUCUCCAAUAAUGGUUUUAGUGGUCGAAUUCCCGAUGACACUGGUGGUUUUGGUGCCAAAAGUUUUGCCGGUAAUCCUCAGUUGUGUGGGAAAGAGUUGCCGAAUGCAUGCCCAAAGAAAAAGAAGAAAAACUUGAAUGAUUUUCUUAUUUUUUCCGGUUAUGCAAUUCUUGGUUUGAUAGUUCUGGUUCUGAUUGCUCUCUUAUUCCUCAAGAAAAAAGAGAGGCUUGAAGAUGCCAAGAUUGGUUCCUCUAAGAAGGGAGUUAAGAACACCGAUGAUAGUGGUCAUUCAAGUGAGUCCAAGAAUGGUGUCACCAGGUCUGAAUUCUCAAUAACGUCGGCUGAAAAUGGUGGGGUUUCAGCUUCUCUUGUUGUUCUUUCGAGUCCAUUGGAAGCGGUUAACGGGCUGAGAUUUGAAGAUCUGCUUAGAGCUCCAGCUGAAUUGAUUGGAAGGGGAAAACAUGGAAGCCUCUAUAAAGUCAUUCCAAAUGGUGGGAUUGCUCUUGUCGUUAAAAGGAUAAAAGAUUGGGAGAUAUCGAGAGAUGAGUUCAAGAAAAGAAUGCAGAGAAUAGACCAAGUGAAGCACCCUAAAGUGCUCCCAGUGGUUGCAUAUUACUGUUCUAAACAAGAAAAGCUGCUGGUUUAUGAGUUCCAGCAGAAUGGCAGUCUUCUUGCGCUUCUCCAUGGAUCACAAAAUGGACAAACUUUUGACUGGGGAAGUCGACUCAACAUCGCAUGUAGCAUCGCGGAGGCACUGGCGUUCAUGCACGCAGAGCUUCAAGACGACCAGCUGGCUCAUGGAAACUUAAAAUCAUCAAACAUCUUGCUUACAAAGGACAUGGAGGCUUGCAUGAGCGAGUAUGGUUUAAUGGUGGUUGACAACGGUUGUGGUUCACACUCACAGAAGAACAACAGCGUCUUCAAUGCAGAUGUGUAUGCCUUUGGUGUGAUUCUCUUGGAGUUGCUGACAGGGAAGACGGUCCAGAACAACGGGCUCGAUCUGGUAAAGUGGGUUAACUCAGUGGUGAAGGAAGAGUGGACGGGUGAGGUGGUGGACAAGGCAUUGGUGGUGGAAGGUGCGAGUGAAGAGAGGAUGGUGGGUCUGUUGCAGAUAGGUUUGAAGUGCAUAAAUGGUUCACCACCCAUUGGUCAAGUGGCAACCAUGAUAGUUUCCUUGAAGGAAGAAGAAGAAAGAUCCAUGGCUUCUUCUGGUCCAUGA